Molecule: messenger RNA, 3997 nt
Organism: Chinchilla lanigera (long-tailed chinchilla)
Lineage: Eukaryota; Metazoa; Chordata; Mammalia; Rodentia; Chinchillidae
Gene: Vps36
Product: vacuolar protein sorting 36 homolog (S. cerevisiae)
Biological process (GO): protein transport to vacuole involved in ubiquitin-dependent protein catabolic process via the multivesicular body sorting pathway
Cellular component (GO): ESCRT II complex; late endosome membrane
Molecular function (GO): phosphatidylinositol-3-phosphate binding; ubiquitin binding
Source: RefSeq, a predicted model, not a curated record
AUAAAAUUUGAUGCUGGGACCCUCCUCCUUAGUACACACCGACUGAUUUGGAGAGAUCAGAAAAAUCAUGAAUGCUGUGUGGCCAUUCCUUUGUCCCAAAUCGUGUUCAUUGAGGAGCAGGCAGCUGGAAUUGGCAAGAGUGCCAAAAUAGUGGUUCAUCUGCACCCGGCUCCUCCUAACAAAGAACCUGGCCCAUUCCAGAAUAGUAAGAACUCUUAUAUCAAACUCUCCUUCAAAGAACAUGGCCAGAUAGAGUUUUAUAGACGUCUGUUAGAGGAAAUGACCCAGAGAAGAUGGGAGAAUAUGCCAGCUUCCCAGUCGUUACAAACAAGUAGAGGAUCCCAGCCAGGAAGAGUAAGGGCUGUUGGAAUUGUAGGCAUUGAAAGGAAACUGGAAGAAAAAAGAAAAGAAACUGACAAAAACAUUUCUGAGGCCUUUGAAGACCUCAGCAAGCUAAUGAUCAAGUUGCUGUCACCAGAAGAUCUAGUGAACGCGUGCAAGAUGCUGGAAGCGCUGAAAUUACCUCUCAGGCUCCGGGUUUUUGACAGUGGAGUCAUGGUUAUUGAGCUUCAGUCCCACAAGGAAGAGGAAAUGGUGGCCUCAGCCCUGGAGACGGUUUCAGAAAAGGGAUCCCUAACGUCAGAAGAGUUUGCUAAGCUCGUGGGAAUGUCUGUUCUCCUGGCUAAAGAAAGGUUGCUGCUUGCAGAAAAGAUGGGCCAUCUUUGCCGAGACGACUCAGUGGAAGGCUUACGGUUUUACCCAAAUUUAUUUAUGACACAGAGCUAAGGGUUUUGUAUUUGAAAUAUGUUGUGUCCAUACACUCGCAUUGUAUAGCAGUUGUAUGACAUUGAGCAAAUUGUUAAAUCCUGAUAAACUAAGAAUUCAGUAGAACUUCACAGUAUAAUAUAAAACUUAAAAUCACUCCCUAAAUAUUAUGGUCUUGAAAGCUUAUUUAGGAUAUGUAAAGAAAAUACAGAAAACUGAUUGCCAGUAUGAAUGUAAAAUCAUGCUAUAUCUGUGCAGAACCUUCAGAGUUUAACUUGAAAAAUGGUGGGUUUUAACUUGAUUCUCAUAUCUAACCAUUUUAUAGAGAAUUUAGGUUCUUGGGGAAAGAAAAAGAGAAGCAGCUGCAUGUUUGGACAGGUUAGAUGAUUGUUUUGGUAUUCAUGGAAUUAAAUGUCUUUCUCUUUGUCAGAUAUGCUUGUUUGGGGCAGGAGGUACAUGAAGGAGGUGGUUGUUACAGGGUAGUUCAAGAGCCCAACAGCACUGGAACAGAGUAUCAAACUACAGAGUGCUGUACAAGGCUCAGCGAAGGGCUUUGCUAGGCAGUCCUCAGCAUGUCUCCAGCAGAGUAAAUAACACGCCUUUAGGAAAGGAGCGGGCUGGGGUGUAGCUCAGUGAUAAGGAACCGCACAUAAGGCCCUGGGCUCUCCCCUGCGUAGCAAAAAAAGACUUAAUGUAUAUACACUCAACUAGUUUCUUUUUAUUUAUUUUUUAGUGAUGGUUUCAUGGCUGGCAUUUAAAGAAUGCAACUGUAUAAUUUUGUUUUAAAAAUGCUGUGGAUUUUGAAGGUAAAUUAGCUCUUUAGCUGUAUAGACAUGCCCAGAGUUAUGAUUACAGAUUUGGGAGCCAGACAGCUAGGAAUUCCCGAGGAUUGUUGUGUAAGUUGAAGAGCAGAAGGAACCUUUGACUAAUUUCACAGGACCCUUAGUGCUCUUUUACCUGGAAGCCAAGGAUGAGAAAUGGAAAAUAGAAAAGUAAUACAGCUCCUUCUUCUCUUCAGAAGAGUCUUAACUCUGACUUUAAAAAUCUUUCUGUCAUAUUCUAGCAAUAUUUUUUUCUUCUUUGCCCUAUACAUUGUAAGUUGUGUAGAGAAACUAGCUCGGUAAAAAUUGUUAGCGAGAGAUAUAAACUGGCCAAUAUCACAUGCAGAUUGCUUGAAUUUUAAAGUGGACUGCCUGACUUCGUGUGUUACUGCUCUCCACUGCACGGCGUGUUGGCAUUACUCAUACUCAGGGACCCACAGGACAGAAGGAAACUUUCCAAGACUGAUUUGGGAGUGGAAAGCAGGCAGUGGUUUUCGCCAAGCCUCCAGAAGGGACAGUGUCUCACCGGGGGAGCCCUGGGGCCAGGGGAGGGAUGCCCAGGUGCACACUCGGGGACCUCUAAGCAGGUUUUCAGUGGGAGGGUGUAGAUGCCCUCCGGGGACGUGCUGAGGUCCUCAGCCACGGAUCCAGGGGAUCUCAACCCUGUCCCUUCCUGAACAGUGGCUGUUUGUGCUUUGUGUCCUCCGGUGUUGAAGGAAUGCUGGUGCCAAGGCAUUCUGCUUUAGUCUUCAUUUUCUAAACCUGUCACCGACUGUUCAUUGUGGUGACAGAUCCCUUAAUUACCUCAUUGCUCAGCCUCAGGUUUAUUUGGGGGGUAAUUCAGUAAGUGUCUGGAUGCUCACAUCUUUUAGGGGUUAGUUGGACCAUUGUGUGUGUCUUGCCUCUCUCUGAGUUGCACACACUGUCACAUGGCUCUGGCAGACUUGCACACACAUGUACAAAUGCACACAACCAUGAUAUCUCAUCUGUCUGAGCUUCUUAAAAUUGAAAGAGAUAAAGGAUCUUGUUUCACCAAUUGAAAUAGUUGCAAGUAAAGUUGUUGGAGCUGCUGGAUCUAGCUCUUAUGGUUUGGAUUCAUUAUGGUAAACCUACAUUAUUUAGUGUAUUUAUUUGCUUUAGUGUGGCAACAGAUUAACAAAAAUGGGGUAAUCUGAGUUGUAUGAAGUGAACUAAAGAGGAAGAAAAAUGACAUGAAUAUACUUUGCAAAUGUCACAUCACUUAAAAACAAGUAUGACUGAUUUUUAUUAUUGUAUUUUCAAAGUGGGCAUUCUUCACUGUUUCCCGACCUCUGUAUUUUUACUUUUUGCCAAAUGAGGUGUUAUUUUGGUCCUUUAUUGGUAGAGGUCAACCAAUCUGGCGCUAGAAGUGCAAAAAAGUUCUGCCUUGGUGCUUCUCACUGGUAUAAUUAUUUUUGUUUUCCUAUCUUUGCUCUUAAGAGCGUGAAUCUCUUUGUAGCUUUAUGGUAAUGGAAUAUUUCUAGUCAUUAUCUAUGAUAAUUUUUUUACAUUGUAUGAGUGAAGGUUGUUUUCAGGGUUAAGUGAUUGGUGUUAAUGUAUAUAAAGUAAAAUUAUUUCAAAACUUUAAAAUGAUUUUCUUAUCUUGGUAUUUUUAAAAAUGUUCUGAAAAAUAUAUGAAAAUGAUAGACAUUUAGUCAUACGAAGUCAGAAUGUUAAGAAUUUUUUCUUCUAAAUUUUAUAAUUAAGCAUUGCCUAUAAAUAUUUAUGACUUUGAGGUCUUACUGUUUUAGUUACCUUUAAAAAAUGGGAAACGAGGCAUGGACUGUUGCUUUCCUUCUUUUUUUCUUGAAAUUCUUCAUGUGAGUUCCACUGUGGACUGAUUGUGGAUGUGCUAUGUCUUGCUCUCAGUUACCAGACUGGGUGGACCAGACAUAAAUCCAUCGUGCUGGUGUCACACUCAGAUCCUUAGACCGGUUCUCAUCUGCCCAGCAGUCAGAGAGCCUUCACUUUGGUGCAGUGGAGUCACAGCUUGUAAGGUGGUUAGGUUUUAAAGACUGCUGAAGACAAAAGUAAGCACGCUCAAAGCGAUCCUUUAAAAUCCCUUAAAUUGCCAAUAAAAUUCUAAUGGUUUUAGUCCCUGUAGAGUGCUAUGUAGGUCUGAAUAUAUCAUGCAGAUAGUAAGUACAAUGUAUAAUAAAACUGCAUACCACCAAUAGACUUUUUCUAGUAUUAAUAAUUACACUGUUUAAAUGUGUGUCUUUUUGCCAGUAGGUAUGUUUGGAUUUAUGUAAAUGUAUUGCCCAUGCCGUCCCCAUCUAGAGUGUGAGCUCCACAAGGGCAGCGUUCUUUUCUUUGUUCAUGAAUAUAUCCUGAGCCUAGAACAGGGCCUGGCACACAAUAAACAUUCAAUAAAGGUUUACUCAGUGAAUGAA